UUUCGUGCACAUGUGCACAUAUUUUAAAGCCAGCAAACACUCAGGCUUCAUGACUAUUAAACCAAGAUACAGACGUGAACACAUCUUCUGUCAAGACACAAUGAAAAGCCUCUUGAGGACGAUGAAGGAGAGUGGAUAUGGGAACUCUGUUGUUGGGUUUGAGAGGUCACACAAAUGUGGCCCGUCCUGCCUGGGUCCUAUGACCUUUGAGAGUCAGACUGUGGGAAACAAGGUCCGCCUGAGCCAGGAGUGUCUAGUUGCAGAGAGGAUGGAGGGCACCUUCAGGAACGGUCUGGUGUUCAGCAGCCGCCCGGUGAAGGUCCAGGAGAGGAUUUGUCUGAGAGUGCAGAGGAAUUUGUUUAACUGGCACGGAGCUCUACGUGUGGGCUUCACCAACGUGCCGCCGACAGCCCGAGCUAAACCUCUACCCAGCAUGGCCAUCCCUGACCUCACUGACAUCCCCGGGUACUGGGCUACUCCUGUGCAUGAAUCCUACUGUGAGGCAGGCUCAGUGCUGAUGUUCUGGGUUUCUCAUGGUGGCAGCAUUUACGUCACAAGUAACAACAGCGGCCAGCACAAGGUCCUAACAGGAGUGGACCUCAGUAAGCCACUGUGGGCCAUGAUAGAUAUCUACGGACAGACAUGCUCCAUUUUACUCCUGGGCUCAAAGAAAAAGGAACUGUUGUACACCAGACAAUCCUGUCCUACACCUGAACGCCUCACCUCACCUCAUUCUGACUUCAUUCCUGAUGUCUCAAGUGUCUGUGGAAACAGCGAUGAUUGCAUCUCCUGUCUUGACACAGAAGUCUCAGCAGAUCAAGGCAGCGUGUGUGUGGUGUGCAUGGUGAGAGAGGCAAGCUUCACUCUGUCUUGUGGCCACCAGUGCUUAUGUAAAAACUGCACCCCCAGAGUCCUCCAGCGGUUUGGCACCUGCCCUCUGUGUCGGCAGACGAUCAGAGCUACAUCAGUGGAGGGGAGUGGUGUGGUCAAGGUGCACUAAG
This is a messenger RNA of Thunnus maccoyii (southern bluefin tuna), 1001 nucleotides long. Its product is annotated as E3 ubiquitin-protein ligase NEURL3. The record is from RefSeq and is a predicted model, not a curated record. Gene Ontology annotation, molecular function: ubiquitin protein ligase activity. Lineage: Eukaryota; Metazoa; Chordata; Actinopteri; Scombriformes; Scombridae. Bases 11 to 1000 code for a protein of 329 amino acids. The transcript is spliced from 4 exons.